AUGGAUUUUAUAACUUAUUCACAAGCUUUGGGGUUUCCUAAAGAUGGAUUACUAGCAAAAGAAGUUUACAACUUGAUAAAUGACAAUAUAGGUUUAUUAACACGUGCAUUGGAUGAGGGGGGUGACAAUACAGGCCAAGUAUCAAUCAAAAGCCGUACGUCGGAUUCACAGAAUAAAAAACCCAUCAAAAAACGACAGUUGAAGAUAGAUCUCGACUUGGACGAUGAGCUAGAGGAUGAGAUUGAUAUCAGACCAAAUAAGGUAACCUCUUUCAAGAAAUUGAAGGAGACGGGUAACCAAAGCAAGGGGCUUCUGCUCGAUAAAGAAGACCAUGAUGAUAUCUUCGGUCAGGACAACAAUAGCGAAUCUAAAACAUUUAAGAAUUCAAAACCUAGCUUCAAGAAAAUUAAAAAGGAAAACGCCAUUAAAAUCAAAGAUAAUUACGAUGAGCCAUCAAUGAACCAACCGAUGAAUAUUAUACUGGUUAAACAAGAAGAAAAUAUAAAGCCAAAGAUCAAGAAAGAACCCCAACUUUCCUUGUCUGAACUAGCAGCUCUUGAGAAAAAGUCAAUGGACUCACAAAUAACGGUUAAACAAGAGCCGGAAUUAAUUCAACAAGUUAUAGAUGACGAUACUAAUGACCUAGAGAAUGACCGUGAAUGGUAUAUGGCGGAAGACUUUGGACAAGCUCCCCUCUACCAAUAUGAGGAAAUAGAAGAAGACUUAUCUUAUCAACCGAAGAGAAAGUCUAACUUCAGACGUGACAAGGACCAUUUAAAUAAGUCCGGAGGAGGCUUUGACCAUUUAACAGGACAGUAUGUUGACUAUGAUCAUAUAGAUCUGGACGGAGCCGAUACCUUAUCGAGAAUACAAAUCAAUCCUCAUUUCUUCAUUCCACCUUUCCUAGAAGAAUCAAGAAAUUAUUUGACCCUUGAAAUAGCAUCAAACACGAAUAGAGAUCAGCUAAUGAAAGGAAUAAGCUCCUCGAUCAAAGUUAUUCCAGACCCCGAAUCUGAAUUAGCAAUAUCUGCAAGACAAGGAAGUUUCGUAGUCAAGGAUAACAAGGCAAAAAAAGAAAAAGCAAAGCAGGCCAAAGACAGAUCAAGCUUGCAGGGUACUGCUCUUGGAAAUGUGCUUGGAAUCGAAGGAAAAACAGAAAAAUUUGAAGAACCUAAUAAAGAAGAUGAAGAUCUCAGAGAAGCUCCUAUCGAUACGCUUUCCAUCCAACAACAAAGAAGGCAACUACCAGCGUUUGCUGUCAGGAAAGACUUGAUCAGAGCCAUAUCAGAAAAUCAAGUGACUAUUGUAAUUGGUGAAACUGGGUCAGGGAAGACUACUCAAUUAGCUCAGUUUCUUUAUGAAGAAGGAUUUGCGUCAAGCUUAGAUAAAAAUGGUCAAAAGAAAAUAAUCGGCUGUACCCAGCCACGUCGUGUUGCAGCUAUGUCGGUAGCGAAAAGAGUUAGUGAAGAAAUGAACUGUAAGCUAUCCGAAGAAGUUGGUUACGUUAUAAGAUUUGAAGAUAGAACUAGUCCUCAAAAAACGGUUAUAAAGUAUUUGACUGAAGGGAUUUUGUUGAGAGAAAUCUUAAUUGAUCCAAACCUCGAGGACUAUUCUUGUAUCAUAAUGGAUGAGGCCCACGAAAGAACAUUGAGCACUGAUGUUCUUCUUGGUUUAUUUCGGAAGUUGUUAAUGAGAAGGAAAGAUCUAAAACUUAUUGUAACAAGUGCAACUAUGAAUGCUGAUCGAUUCACUAGAUUUUUCGGUGAUGCCCCCCAGUUUACCAUCCCUGGGAGAACUUUCCCAGUUGAUAUCAUGUUCAGUAAAACGAGCUGUCAAGACUAUGUUGAAUCCGCGGUGAAGCAAGUAUUAACAAUUCAUUUACAAAACAGUUCAAAAUCUAAACUUAAUGAUGGAGAUAUUUUAGUCUUUAUGACAGGUCAAGAAGAUAUUGAGGUGACUUGUGAAUUGCUAAAGGAGAAGCUUGAAAUGCUCGAUGAUCCGCCACCAUUAGAUAUUUAUCCAAUAUAUUCUACUUUACCGGCUGAUCUACAGAAAAAGAUUUUCAGUAAGAAAAAUGAGUUUAGAAGAAAGGUUGUCGUUGCUACCAAUAUAGCUGAAACCUCAUUGACAGUUGACGGUAUUAAGUACGUAGUUGAUACAGGUUUAAUCAAAAUGAAAGUUUAUAAUCCCAAACUUGGAAUGGAGACAUUACAGGUUGUGCCUGUAUCUGUUGCAAAUGCUCAACAAAGAAGUGGGAGAGCAGGAAGAACUGGUCCUGGUGUAGCAUACAGACUUUAUACUGAACGAGCAACUAAAAAUGAUCAAAUGCAUUUGCAACCAAUUCCAGAAAUUCAAAGAACCAAUUUAAGUAAUGUGAUGUUGUUACUAAAAUCUUUGAAAGUAGACAAUUUACAAAGAUUUCCAUUCUUAGAUCCCCCACCUCAAGAUUUACUUAGCAGGUCAUUGUAUGAUUUAUGGGUUAUAGGAGCUCUUGACAAUUUUGGGAAUUUAACUUCACUUGGUUCAGACAUGUCUAAUUUUCCUAUGGAGCCUACGUUAUCCAAGCUUAUCAUACUUUCUUGUAAAAACGAAUUUCACUGUUCCGAAGAAAUUCUAACAGUUGUUUCUAUGUUAUCUAUACCUUCAGUAUUUUUCAGACCAAAGGAAAGAGCCCAAGAAGCUGACUCUAUUAGAGAAAAGUACGUUAUUGCAGAAUCAGAUCAUUUAACUUUACUCAAUGUUUAUAAUCAAUGGCAACAGCAAUUGGUUAAAUCUAAUAGUAGUUACAAGAAAUUAAGUAUUUGGUGUGAUAAGAACUUCUUACAAAUAAAAUCAUUAAUCCGAGCUAGAGAAAUCCGAAAUCAAUUAGUUUUGAUUAUGAAGAAAUAUAAAUUACCAAUUUCAAAGUCAAGAUCUGAUGAUGAUGUUAGAAAGUGUUUAUGUGCAGCAUAUUUCCAACAACUGGCUAGACUAAUAAAGAAUAAUAUAAGUGGUAAUUCACAAGCCGAGUACGUUAAUUUAAGAAAUAAGGUUAUGACUAUGUAUCUUCAUCCAACCUCGGCAUUGAAUGGAGGUACUGAUAUGGCACCUAAUUUUGUGGUGUACCAUGAAUUAUUAUUGACUACCAAAGAAUAUAUGAGCUGUGUAACAGCAGUUGAUCCAUUAUGGUUAUUGCAGUACGGGUAUUACUUUUACGGAGUCGAUGAGAAGACUCAGGCUAAUUUAAAGAACUUAAUAGAUUUCGAACUAAUUGAUAAAAAGGAUUUUGAAGAAAGACUUAACUUUGAUAAGUUGAGGUAUCAAGAUGUUAUUAGUUCAAGUAAUAAAUCGAAUAAAAUUAAGACUGAAAGAAAUAACUUUACCGAGGUGAAAAACAAGUUUAAUAGAAGAAGAGGGCUUUAA
This is a messenger RNA of Hyphopichia burtonii NRRL Y-1933, 3402 nucleotides long. RefSeq names its product DEAH-box RNA helicase. Gene Ontology annotation, biological process: mRNA splicing, via spliceosome. The record is from RefSeq and is a predicted model, not a curated record. The transcript has a single exon. NCBI's taxonomy places the organism in Eukaryota, Fungi, Ascomycota, Pichiomycetes, Serinales, Debaryomycetaceae. The coding region runs from base 1 to 3402 and encodes 1133 amino acids. Gene Ontology annotation, molecular function: RNA binding; ATP binding. Gene Ontology annotation, cellular component: intracellular anatomical structure; spliceosomal complex.